Molecule: messenger RNA, 1533 nt
Organism: Botrytis cinerea B05.10
Lineage: Eukaryota; Fungi; Ascomycota; Leotiomycetes; Helotiales; Sclerotiniaceae
Exons: 1
Coding region: 40-1011 (323 amino acids)
Source: RefSeq, a predicted model, not a curated record
GACCUGAAGGUCUGCAGAGAUAUCACCAAUCAAUUCAAGAUGCGGCGGCAUCUUUUAACGACUAUUACUUUCUUAUUUUGUAUUCUACGUCUUACAAACGCCUUGUCACUUGCGAACUUUCAAUUGGUCUCACCGACUGCGGUCUCGUUAGGUUGCUUUGUGGAAUAUAGUACUUCGAUCUCAGUCUGUAAAUUAUCAGACUUCAACGAUGGGUGUUCUCUCGACUGCCAAUCAGCCUUGACUGCAAAGGCUACAUGUGUUAAUAAUGCUUGUUCGAAAGACAAUGUAGGCUCCAAUACAUUAUUAGGAAUCGUUAAAGGUGGUGGAAUCAUUGCAGCUUUGUGUCCGAAUAUCAAAUCUUCUACUACGAAAUCGAGAUCAUCCUCGACUACAACGACUACGACGGAGACAACAUUUUCGACUUUGAGUGCGAGUACUACAUCAUCGAGUUCGGAAUCGAGUUCGACUUCAACUUCAACUUCAACUUCAAGUACCGCGUCAAUUCCGACUUCGACUUCAUCCCAAAGCUCUAGUUUUACUGCUGCUACAACGUCAUUUUCUGCGCUUCCUACGACGGCACAAUCUACGACUGGGCAGACUUCGAGUCCUCCUCAAACGUCGAAUACUCAAACAUCAUCCUCGUCAUUUUUUACUUCCUCAAAAUCAACCACAUCUAGUUCCUCAGAAUCAACAUCUACUUUCCCAGAAUCAACGUCUACUUCUUCCAAUACGGAUACAAACACAAGCACCAGCACAGCACUAACCACGACCCAAACACAACCCUCUACAUCCACAUCUACAAACACCGUAGCAUCAACAUCAAAACCAACAACGACAUCAACCGCAGCUUCGAACAAUGGGAAUGGGAAUGGGAUUAGUGGGGGUGGAAGCCCGUUUGAUAUCGAUGCGAAUAGUGGUAGUUUGCCAACCGAUUUUGGUAAAAUAUCACAAAGAUGGAUAGCGGGCGUGGUGUUGAUUUAUGGGGGGUUGGGUGUAUGGUUUCUAAUUUGAGAUGUGGUGGAUUAGAAAUAUGGGACUGGGGAAAUGAUAAUGUUUAUAACAAAUCUUGUGGGGUUUGUUUUGUUUGUGGUUUGUACGAUUAGAGGGCCGCGGGAUUUGACAGAUCAGAUUUUAUCAUGUCGUUUGGAUUGAAUACUGAAUUAGAAAGAGAUGGAGGGGUGUGGCACUACCAGAGCAUGGCUGGCGCGAUGUGUAUAUUAUUUUAUGACUUUAUGAACAAAUUUGAGAGAUCAUGUAGGGAGAUGGGUAUGGGAUAUGGAAGAUGGAAUGAAUGGAUACAUGGGUUGAGGUCUGGAUACUAGGAUUGUGAUACUGGAUAACAUAGGAGGAUAGGAUAUGAUAGGAUAGGAUGGGAUGAGAUGAGAUGGAAUGUUUUCAUACAACAGAAACAGAAACAGAUAUGUAAGAUUCAUUAUGAAAUGCAAGUAAGCAAUUAAAUAUAUCAAAUAUCAAAUACAGAUAUCGUCUUCGAAUGGAAAAUUUCAUAAGCAAGGAAGGUACAACAUCUCGCCA